This is a messenger RNA of Haliaeetus leucocephalus (bald eagle), 588 nucleotides long. RefSeq names its product ciliary neurotrophic factor (gene CNTF). Gene Ontology annotation, biological process: ciliary neurotrophic factor-mediated signaling pathway; negative regulation of neuron apoptotic process; astrocyte activation. Gene Ontology annotation, cellular component: axon. NCBI's taxonomy places the organism in Eukaryota, Metazoa, Chordata, Aves, Accipitriformes, Accipitridae. Gene Ontology annotation, molecular function: cytokine activity; growth factor activity; ciliary neurotrophic factor receptor binding. The coding region runs from base 1 to 588 and encodes 195 amino acids. The transcript is spliced from 2 exons. The record is from RefSeq and is a predicted model, not a curated record.
AUGGCGGCAGCAGACAGCUCCUCAGUCGCCCUCCGGCGCCGCGACCUGUGCAGCCGAGGCAUCCGCCUGGCUGGGAAGAUGCGCUCGGAUGUCAUCAACCUCCUGGACACCUACGUGGAGCAGCAGGGCUUGGAUGCCUCAGCCAGCAUGGCGGUGGUGGAGGGGGUGCCGAUGGCAGCAGUGGAGCACUGGGACGAGCAGACGGGGACCCAGCGGCUGCUGGAGAACCUGGCGGCGUACCGGGCCUUCCGGGCCCUGCUGGCCCAGAUGCUGGAGGAGCAGCGGGAGCAGCUGGGUGAGGCUGAUGCUGCCCUGGGCCGGGCACUGGCAGCCGUCCUGCUCCAGGUCUCAGCCUUUGCCUACCACCUUGAGGAGCUGCUGCGGCUGGAGAGCCGUGGGCCCCCCAGUGAGGAGGGAGCUGGCCCCCCCCCCCCCUCCCACCUCGGCCUCUUCGAGAGGAAGCUGUGGGGCCUGGGGGUGCUGCGGGAGCUGGCCCAGUGGGCCGUCAGGUCUGCACGGGACUUGCGGCAGCUUACUAAGCCCAGCCUGGGCAGCAGCUUGGCCCCCAGCCCAGCUGAGAGCCCUUGA